AUGCAAAUCGCCGUCAGAAAGAUUGCGGUUCAAGACCAUCCUCCUCAUCCUUCUUUGAAGAAGUUUGUUGAGUCGCUACGGUUUGAAGCAGCCAUUGGUGUUCUGAUCGUCCUGAAUGGAAUCAUCUCUGGCAUGGAUGCCAUGUACAAGCCCGAUGAGGAAAGGGCAGCAUUCAUCACUUGGGCCGAAAAUUUCUUUGUGGUGGUCUUUGUCUUGGAGUACUUCUUGCGAUUGCGUGCAAACACAUGGGUGUUUGUUUUUGAGCCCAUGAACAUGUUUGAUACCUUUGUGGUUUGGAUUACCGGCGUCCUGGUCGUUUGGAUCCUGGAGCCAAGUGGGAUUACGUUCGACCCCUUGCGGCGUUUGGCUGCGCUGCGAGUGCUGCGUCUGGGUCGCUUGGCACGUGCGGUCAGAACAAAACCCAUGUUCCACGAGUUGUGGAUGCUUGUAAGCGGCGUCCUGGAAUGCCUACCGCUACUGUUUUGGUCAAUGGUGAUCAUCGCGAUCGUGCACUUUAUGUUCGCGGUGGCGAUGAUGGAGAUCAUCACGAAAGCGGACGUGUUCUACAAGCACCCGACAGUCGAAUAUUACUUCCCCACCUUGGCCUAUUCCAUGUUUACACUGUUCCAGUUCAUGACCUUUGACAGCUGGGCGGGACCUGCAAGGGACAUCAUAGCGGUCAUGCCAGAAGCGGCGGCCCUCAUUCUCUUCUUCCUGGGUGUGGCCGGAAUCGUGCUUUUCAACCUGAUGACAGCGAUUGUCGUCAAGAACGCCUUUGACGCAGCUGAAGCUGAUGAAGAAGCGAAAGCACAACAGCAGGUCCAAAACCAAGCCACAAUGGCAGCGGACCUGCGGACCAUGUUUCAGGCGCUCGAUGAAGACGGCAGUGGCACCCUGACCCGGGAAGAGUUCACUGAUGUGCUUGAUGAUGUCAUGUUCAUUCGACACAUGAAAAAGUUGGACAUUGAUUUGGAAGAGCUGCCCGACAUUUUCGAUAUCCUGGAUGAUGGAGAUGGCAACAUCACCACGGAGGAGUUCUGCAUGGGCUUGACUCGGCUACAAGGUGUAGCCAUGAGUCGCGAUAUGUUGAGAUGUACCUCGCGCAAUAUGCAGCUGAACAACCUCUUUGCUCAAGUGUCUGAGUGCAUGGGCGUCAAGGUUGACAAGACACUGGGCAUGAUGGAAAUGAGUAUGGAAGCAACGCACGAGAACCUGGUGGAGUUGCAGCAGAUGACAGCGGAAGUGCUGAAGAAGCUGGAACAGGCUGGACUUCACAGAGCUGUUCGCUCCACCACCGAAGGCUUGGAGGAACUGUUGCCUCCCACCUUGGAAGACAUUGCGCAGCAAGAGGAAGAAGCCGCACGACAAGCAGAUUUGGCCAGAUUUGGCCGCCCGACCAGCAGCAGAAGUAUGAAGCAAAACAUGCAGCCUCGAGCAACAGAGAACUAUCCGCGCAUCCCGGCAACUUGGGUCCUCACACGAAAGAAGGAUCUCGAGCAGAGAAAGCAGGCAAUGCGAGCCCAGCAAUGGGAAGAUGUGGCCGCAGAGACGGUGAAGGAAGCACAGGAGCUGCCAGGCGUCUUGCAGGAGUUUCAAGAAACUUGGUCUGGCUUGGAGGUGCAGGUUCCGCAACAGACCAGGGAAGACCGCAUCGCGGCCUCCAUAAAGGCACAAUUUUUUCCUACAAUAUGCAGCUUCAACAGCAGGAUGCAGGACACAGUAAGGACUACUGUGUCCCUUGAGAUUUCGGCCUCAGAGGGCCAAUCGAGGAGUACAUCGCUAAUCGUCGCUCUUUGA
Symbiodinium natans is the source of this 1797-nucleotide messenger RNA. NCBI's taxonomy places the organism in Eukaryota, Dinophyceae, Suessiales, Symbiodiniaceae. The record is from the annotation of a GenBank genome assembly.